Molecule: messenger RNA, 5231 nt
Organism: Phyllostomus discolor (pale spear-nosed bat)
Lineage: Eukaryota; Metazoa; Chordata; Mammalia; Chiroptera; Phyllostomidae
Gene: ATP13A4
Product: ATPase 13A4
Exons: 30
Coding region: 360-3953 (1197 amino acids)
Biological process (GO): intracellular calcium ion homeostasis; polyamine transmembrane transport
Cellular component (GO): late endosome membrane
Molecular function (GO): ATPase-coupled monoatomic cation transmembrane transporter activity; ATP binding; ATP hydrolysis activity
Source: RefSeq, a predicted model, not a curated record
UGCAGUCAGAUGUCUUAUGCUGGCAGGCACUGGGCAGGCAAUGAGUUCUUUCCCUGUAAGUUGGGCACAAAAAGAUCGGCAUGGGAGCAGCCUCCUUUGGGACAGCUGCUCUGACAGAGUGCAGUAAGCAAGGAGCAGGCAGAAAAUCCUCUGAGCAGAGGGUGGCUCAUGGGAGGAGUCAGUUCAGUUUGCUAAGUAUUGGCACUUGCUGAGUGAAGGUGUGUACUCAAGAAGGAGUUUUAACCUGGAGAAUCAUUAACUCUUUCAGUCAGCUGGUGUCGCUGCCAGUGGCUCUGCAAGUUCGUCUUGGGAGAGUCUGCUCUGGGAAGGUCAGGGAGGAGGCGUGGAGUCACUUUUUCAUGGGGAACCACUUUGAGAAGGGCCAACAUGCUUUGCUCAAUGAAGGAGAAGAGAAUGAGAUGGAGAUAUUUGGAUACCAGACUCACAGCUGCCGGAAAACCCUCUGCCUUGCUGCAUCUAUCUUCUCAUUUGGGAUCCUCCCCUUGGUGUUUUAUUGGAGACCUGCCUGGCACGUGUGGGCAAACUGCAUCCCAUGUUCGUUGCAAGAAGCAGACGUUGUGUUGCUGAGGACAACAGGUGAAUUUCAAACCUACUCUUGGAAAAAGGUAGUGUGGAUCUACCUGUCAGCACUAAACAGCGCAUUUCAUCUCACUCCUGACCACCCUCUCAUUGCAGAUGAGGAGUAUAUCAUAAAUAGAGCCAUAAGAAAGCCAGACCUAAAGGUGAGAUGCAUAAAAGUGCAGAAAAUAAGAUAUGUUUGGGACAACUUAGAAGGACAUUUUCAAAAAAUUGGCUCUUUGGAAAACUGGCUCAGUUCUGCCAAGAUACAUCUAAAAUUUGGAUCAGGUUUAACAACAGAAGAACAAGAGAUUAGGAGGUUAAUAUGUGGGCCUAAUACUAUUGAUGUUGAAAUCACACCAAUUUGGAAACUGCUCGUCAAGGAGGUUUUAAAUCCAUUUUACAUAUUUCAACUCUUCAGUGUCUGUUUGUGGUUUAGUGAAGACUACACGGAAUAUGCUUGUGCCAUCAUACUUAUGUCCAUCAUUUCCAUAGCCUUGACGGUAUAUGAUCUUAGAGAGCAAUCUGUAAAACUCCACCGUCUAGUUGAGUCACAUAAUAGCAUUACAGUCUCUGUAUGUGAGAGAAAAGCUGGAGUCAAAGAGCUGGAAUCAUGCCUCCUGGUCCCUGGAGAUCUAUUAAUUCUGACAGGGAACAAAGUGCAAAUGCCGUGUGAUGCGGUUCUGAUUGAUGGCAGCUGUGUGGUAAAUGAAGGCAUGCUGACAGGAGAAAGUAUUCCAGUCACUAAGACUCCCUUACCCAGGAUGGAUAGCUCUGCACCCUGGAAAACGCAGAGUGAAGCAGACUACAAACGGCACGUCCUGUUCUGUGGAACAGAGGUUAUCCAGGCCAAGGGGGCAUGCUCCGGGACCGUGAGAGCAGUGGUACUGCAGACCGGAUUCAACACUGCAAAGGGGGACCUUGUGAGAUCCAUUCUGUACCCCAAGCCGAUGAAUUUUAAGCUCUACAGGGAUGCCAUCAGGUUCCUCCUGUGCCUCGUGGGGACUGCCACCAUUGGGAUGAUCUAUACUCUGUGUGUCUACGUGCUCAGCGGGGAAUCCGCCAAAGAGGUGGUGAAGAAAGCCCUGGAUGUCAUCACAAUUGCAGUUCCUCCUGCUCUACCCGCUGCCCUGACCACAGGCAUUAUCUAUGCCCAGAAGAGGCUAAAGAAGAGAGGCAUCUUUUGCAUCAGUCCCCAGAGGAUCAAUGUAUGCGGGCAAUUAAACCUUGUCUGCUUUGACAAGACAGGCACCUUAACAAGGGAGGGCAUGGAUCUCUGGGGAGUCGUGCCCUGCGAUAAGAACGGCUUCCAGGAAGUCCACAGCUUUGCCACGGGCAGGGCUUUGCCGUGGGGCCCACUUUGCGCAGCCAUGGCCAGCUGCCACUCUCUGGUUCUUCUCAAUGAGACCAUCCAGGGAGACCCUCUGGACCUCAAAAUGUUUGAAGCCACCACCUGGGAAAUGGCUGUUUCUGGGGACAAUUUUCACAUCAAGGGAGUGCCGGCACAUGCCACGGUAGUUAAGCCCUGCAAAACAGCCAGCCAGGUCCCAGUGGAAGGAAUAGCAAUCCUGCAUCAGUUCCCAUUCUCAUCGUCGCUGCAGAGGAUGACAGUCAUUGUCCAGGAGAUGGGGGGUGACCGGCUGGCGUUCAUGAAAGGUGCACCAGAGAAGGUGGCCAGCUUUUGCCAACCUGAAACAGUACCAACUGGUUUUGCCAGUGAACUUCAGAUUUACACGACACAGGGCUUCCGGGUCAUAGCGCUGGCCUACAAAAAGCUGGAAAUGGACCACCACACCACUGCCUUGAUGAGGGACAAGGUAGAAUCAGACCUUGUGUUUCUGGGAUUGCUGAUCUUGGAGAAUCGAUUGAAGAAAGAGACAAAACCUGUGCUGGAGGAGCUCAUCUCAGCCCGGAUAAGGACGGUAAUGAUCACAGGUGACAAUCUUCAGACUGCAGUAACAGUGGCCAGAAAGUCUGGAAUGGUUUCUGAAGGCCAGAAAGUCAUUCUUGUUGAAGCAAAUGAAGGUUCUGCAUCCUCAUCAGCAUCUAUAUCUUGGAAAUUAGCAGAAGAGAAGAAACACAUUCUAUAUGGGAAUCAGGACAAUUACAUUAACAUCAGGGAAGAAGUCUGUGAUAACAGCAGAGAAGGAAGUUACCAUUUUGCCCUAAGUGGAAAAUCCCUUCAGGUCAUAAGUCAACAUUUCAGCAGCCUACUGCCAAAGAUACUGAUGAAUGGGACCAUCUUUGCAAGAAUGUCUCCUGGGCAGAAAUCCAGUCUGGUGGAAGAAUUUCAGAAACUGGAUUACUUUGUAGGCAUGUGCGGGGAUGGAGCCAAUGACUGUGGGGCCUUGAAAAUGGCUCAUGUGGGCAUCUCUUUAUCAGAGCAGGAGGCAUCUGUGGCCUCGCCUUUUACUUCCAAAACUCCAAACAUUGAGUGUGUGCCUCACCUCAUCAAGGAAGGACGCGCAGCUCUCGUGACCUCAUUUUGCAUGUUUAAGUACAUGGCCCUGUACAGCAUGACUCAGUAUGUUGGUGUUCUGCUGCUCUACUGGGAGACGAACAGCCUAUCAAAUUACCAGUUUCUGUUCCAGGAUCUGGCCAUUACAACUCUUAUUGGUGUAACAAUGAAUUUGAAUGGUGCCUACCCUAAGCUGGUGCCUUUCAGGCCUGCAGGACGGCUGAUCUCCCCACCUUUGCUGCUCUCUGUGAUUUUCAACAUCGCUCUUAGCCUGGCCAUGCACAUUGUGGGCUUCCUUCUGGUUCAGAGGCAGCCUUGGUAUCACAUGGAGAUGCACAGUAACCACACAAUGCAAAGUGAAAGCACCUCGCAGUUAACCACCCCUCACACUGUCCCAGAUGAAGUUGAAAUUGAUGGUGCCUUUCCAAGUUUUGAGAACACUACUAUCUGGUUCUUGGGAACAAUCAACUGUAUUAUUAUGGCUCUUAUCUUCUCUAAAGGAAAACCAUUUAGGCAGCCAACUUACAAAAACUAUAUAUUUGUCCUUGUACUGAUCAUACAGCUGGCUGUGUGUCUAUUCAUUCUAUUUGCUGAUGUUCCAGAUUUAUAUAGGCGUUUGGAUCUGCUCCGCACUCCUGUUCUGUGGAGGGUCUACAUCGUCAUUAUGCUCAGCUGCAAUUUCAUUGUGUCCCUUGUUGUGGAGGAGGUCAUCAUUGAAAACCGAGCCCUGUGGAUAAUAAUCAAAAGGUGUUUUGGCUAUCGAUCAAAAAGCCAGUAUCAGAUAUGGCACAGGGCCUUGGCAAAUGACCCCAGUUGGCCCCCACUCAACCAGAUGUCCCACCCUGACCUGCCGGGGUGCGGCAGGGGGGUGUCCUACAGCAAUCCCGUGUUUGAGAGCAACGAGGAGCAGCUCUGAAAGCAAUGGGACAUCCAAGUGGAUAAAACAUAGAAAAAUUGACAAAAGGGAACAGUUUCAGUGAUGUAUUUUUUUUAAGCAAUGAGACUCUUAAAGUACCAGCAAGGAUUUUUGGAAUCAAAAACUUAUUCAGUCACAAUGGCAAAGUCUGUUUGAUAAAAUGCUUUCCGCAGAGCAGAACACGGCCCCGGGAGAACGCUUUCCUCUUGACCUCUGAAAGCGUGAGAGGUGUUCAGUGAACCAAGACUGGGCCAAGGAUGGCAGUGGGCCAAGAGACUGGGAAGGCUAAAGGAGAAGACGGACUCUUUCUUCUUAGGUAACAUGUUUUUUAAAUGAGUUGAGGGAAAGUAGUGCUAUGGCUAGCCAUAGAAUUGUAACAUGCUAGAGAUUGUUUUUGAACUGUUAUGUCAUUGAUAGAAAAAUGAAGGCAUGGGAACCCUCACACUAAUCUUCACUGUCAGGUUUAUUUUCCUUUGUAGUACUUCUCAGAGUUGAGACGGUUUCUGCCACUUCUGGCCUUCCCCUACAAAUUAGUCAGGAUACCCUAAGCUGAUGCUGCAGUAACAAACAACUCCCAUAUGUCAGUGGCUUAACACACAAGAACUUCUCCUUUGGUCCAGGUGAUUCUUUAGAAUAGCUCUCCUCAGAGUGGUGACUGCUUCCAUUAGAUGGCUCCGCCCACUCAACACCAGGACUCCACGUUUACUGUGGUAGGGAAAGAAGAGACUGCAGAUCGCACAGGGGCUCUCCCCUGCCUGAGCCCCAGAGUGGCAUGUUAUCUCCUGCCCCGCUCACAUCACUUUAACCAGGGAUUGGCAGAGGACCUGGGGAGCAUAGUCCUCUGUGUUUAGGGCUGGCUUCACGGGCACAUGACCUGUGCUAUUGCACAGGGCCCAUCUUUUGAAGGGCCCCACUCUUGGUUUAAUGCUCUGCUGUUGCCAUCUUAAAGUUCUUUGAAUAAAGGUGUCCACAUUUUCAUUUUUGCACUGGGCCCCACACAGUACGUAGUUGGCCCAGCUUGUACUCCCAGGAAAGACGGGGACAUAGCACAUAUCGAAGGGCACUGGUGCCUCCCACUGAUCUCUGCACCUCCUGACCCCAGGAACUCAGAAAUCUUAAGAACCCUCAUCUCACAUGCCCAACCCCAGGAAUUUUUACUCCUCUGCUUUCUCAUUUUUGAUAAAAGUUAGUCUUGUGCUACAAAAUACUAUGUUACCAUCGAUGUAAGUCUUUAUAUAAUUUACACAUUUCUUAGGUUUGAGGCUUCAGUUUUCAGAA